Messenger RNA from Xyrauchen texanus (razorback sucker), 2685 nucleotides. Its product is annotated as ras-related protein Rab-40B-like. The record is from RefSeq and is a predicted model, not a curated record. Gene Ontology annotation, molecular function: GTPase activity; GTP binding. NCBI's taxonomy places the organism in Eukaryota, Metazoa, Chordata, Actinopteri, Cypriniformes, Catostomidae. Gene Ontology annotation, cellular component: synaptic vesicle; endosome; plasma membrane. The coding region runs from base 407 to 1267 and encodes 286 amino acids. Gene Ontology annotation, biological process: intracellular signal transduction; protein localization to plasma membrane. The transcript is spliced from 6 exons.
GAAGAGAGGGAUCGGGGCAGAACAGCUCAAUGGACAAGGUUUGCUCGAAAGAGAAGACGAGAUAAAACCUAGGGAUGCGUUAGUGACAGUUUUAUGAAGAUUAGCAUUUUUGUUGUUCUUAUACAUAUAAGCAGCCAUAUUUAAGAAGUUAACUGGCUCAUGUUACUAUACUGUAAACAUAUGAGGGGUUUUAUUUACCUCCUAAUGUGACGCAACAGCAUCAGUGGAUCCACAGACGCUUACAAUAGGACAGCUUUAAUUAUGUAGUGGACGUGAGAUUUUAAAAAUAUGAAAGCCUUGUGAUGAAAAGAUAGAUUUGUUUUUGAACCAAGUACAUUGUUUUGUGGCAUUGGCGGUGGUUUGAGUAAUUUAAGUCCAUCAAGGAACAGUUACAUGAUGUACCAGAAUGGGUCAUCGGGCUGAUGUGAAGAUGAACCACAGAAGCAGCCCAGCAAAGGCUUAUGAUUUCCUCCUGAAGUUCCUGCUUGUUGGAGACAGUGAUGUGGGGAAAGGGGAAAUACUGGCUAGUCUACAGAAUGGUUCCAGUGAAUCACCUUAUGGAUACAAUAUGGGAAUUGACUACAAAACAACUACCAUAUUGCUCGAUGGACGUAGGGUCAAGCUCCAGCUUUGGGACACCUCAGGACAAGGCAGAUUCUGCACCAUUUUCCGCUCGUAUUCCAGAGGGGCACAGGGUGUUAUCCUUGUAUAUGACAUCACAAACCGAUGGUCUUUUGAUGGCAUCGACAGAUGGAUUAAAGAGAUUGAUGAGCAUGCACCGGGUGUUCCCAAAAUCCUGGUGGGAAACAGGCUUCAUCUGGCCUAUAAGCGUCAGGUGACAACAGACCAUGCCCAAGCAUUUGCAGAGCGACUGGGCGUCACAUUCUUUGAGGUCAGCCCUCUCUGUAACUUCAACAUUACUGAGUCUUUCACUGAACUGGCCCGGAUUGUGCUCAUGAGGCAUGGUAUGGAGCGACUGUGGAAACCCAAUAAAGUUUUGAGCCUGCAGGACCUGUGCUGUCGUUCUAUCGUGUCCUGUACUCCAGUGCACCUUGUGGACAAACUUCCCCUACCUGUUGCCUUAAAGAGCCAUCUAAAGUCCUUCUCCAUGGCUAACGGCCUCAACGCCAGGAUGAUGCACGGUCGUUCCUACUCAGUCAUAACCAGCAGUGCUAAAAAAAGGAACGCAACCAAAAAAUCCAAAAUCAUCUACCCGCCAAUGAGCCCCUCCCAGAUCUGCGCACGGACAACCUGCAAGAUUUCAUAGUUCAAUGCCGUUUCUGUACAUUGAAAUAAACACUCAAAAUGCAAUUUAAACAAGGAGCUAGUGUUCAAAGCCAACACAGUCUUACAAUAAAUACAAACAAGCUAGAGAAUUGUGGCUUAUGAUGUCUUCAAUCUAUCAAGGGGAUUGAUCAACCAGGUACACAAUGUCAGCUUGAUUAAAACAGAUGCUCUUGGCCAUAUCCAAUAGUGAAUGCUGAAAGAGACUGGACAGACUUUCAAGUGAGGAUCUAAGUGUCACCAAGCCUUUAUAAUGUUCUGCGUUGUUUAAAUAUAUGUACAAGUUCUUUUGUCUUGUAAAUGUAUUGAGACUUGAUGGUACUGCAUUUUCUUGUGGUGGACUCUUUUACUACCUAACUUGGACCAAACCAGCAGGAGAAACACAGGCGGCUUUUCUGAUUUGUGAUCACUUUCAAAAUGGAUCUUACUGAUAAAAAGUAAUACCAGCUUAAAUUCCUUUAAUACUUUUAUUCACAUACUUUUCAGGGGCAAAGAGAGAAAAGUCAAGGUUGACACAUGCAGCUAUUUGUAUUGUGUAUAUAUAAAAAAAUGUGUUUGAUACUACAUUGUUAGAAUUUAUUAUUGUGAUACACUUGAUUAGUGACCAAUAUUGUAAGUUUAUAUGGGAAACACACCAAAGACAUGGGAGAUUAGCUACAAUGUGACUUCAUUUGUCAGAUUGAAAACAACACUAAUAGUUCAGAUUUACACUGCAAGCAAACACAAAUGUCUAAUUUGCUGUCAUAUCAGGUUUUAAAUAAAGAUAAAACCAUGUGAUAAAUUCAAGAGGUCAUAUAUUCCGAUAUUCAACAAAUGUCCACUAGAGGGCAGCUCAUGUCUUCCUUUAGGUAGUCUGAGUCAAACCACUUGUAGUAAAAUGAAGGGGAGAUAUUGAAAUUCACAAUAUGGUGGAUGUAGAAACAGGAAGUCCCACCGUACAGGUAAAAGUGUCAAAAAAGUGUUCUUACAGACAACGCCAGUCAUCGGCUGCGUCCAAAACCAAGAAAAUGCUGCCUCAUGAGGCUGUAUGGAGAUAGGAAGGGAUUAAGACACGCCCGAAUCCACUGUUCGCACCACAUCCAUUCUACCGAGAUACUUUCAUCUGAUCGAUUUUUGAAGGCAGCACAAAUGAAUGUUACGAUGCCUAACAAAUCCCACAAUCCUGUGCGUGCAUUUCCACAACGGUUGAGCUGAAGAAGAAAAAUGGCGGCUUGAGAGGCAGUUGAUUGCCAAUUUAUUUUAUAAAUAGGCCUAAGCAUUUUUAUUAACUUUUUCCAACUUUUGAUUCCAUUUCUAGCGUGAAAGUACUGCAGUUAUUAAAUAUACAAUAGGAUAUCACCAGAACUUGUUUGUUCUAGAUUAUUAGACCAUUCAGUCCAACCAAACCCCAAUGAAGCAGAC